AUAUUCUAGAUUAGAGAGCUCUAUUCUAGAUCUAGAUCUAGAUCUAGACACUAGGAAAAAAAAAUCACUAAGCGAAACUACAAAUUAUUUCGAAAAAAAAGGAUCAUUAUUAGAUCUAGAUCUAGUCUAGACUCUACAGUAUACUCAAGCCCAAGCCUACUGUCACUUAAGAUCUAGUCUAGAUCUUUUAUACUUGGCCAUCGAGUUAUAAUAAUGAACACAGACAUGAUGGUUGACAUGGAAAAUAAUGAAGAAUCUAGAUUAUCUAGAUCUUCUCAAGAUCAAAUUAACUCAAAAUCUAAUGCUUCUCUUGUACCUGAUUUUGUGCCUGAGAUGAAUUCUGAACAGACAAAUCAUAAUGAUGUAGUAACACAAGAAGAAAAAGAUAAUUUAUAUGGAAAUGGACCUGGAAGUGACAGUAUAAUGGUAGAGAUGAACUUGAGGGACACAGCAAGUUGUGAAGUCAAUAAUAAAGCGACAAAUGAAUUUGCUCUUCCUACUCCUCUAUCAUCGGAAUUGAAGAAAGUGAAAGAUCUCAAAGACAAAGCAAUGAAAUCAAAAAGUGACAUUCCCGAAAGGUCCAAAACCAAAAAAGUUCAUGAUGAUAAAGAAAUUAUUACACCCGAAAGUAGUAGCAUAAAUAUUUCUUCAUUUUACAAGGAGCCAGAGUGGAGCGGUUUGUGUGAAGCUGAUUACACUUUUGAUGUGCUGAAAAAUGGAAGCAUUAUUGACACUGUUUCAUUAAGUAAUAAACCAUUUUAUCUAUUUGGUCGUCUUCCUAGUUGUGAUGUGACACUUGAGCAUCCAUCACUGUCACGCUAUCAUGCUGUUGUACAAUAUGCUGCUAAAUCUACUGCUUCAUAUGAAAAAGGAUGGUAUAUUUAUGAUUUAGAUAGUACUCACGGAACAUGGGUUAACAAAAAUAAAAUUUCCCCUAAACUUUACUACAGACUCAAAGUUGGAUACAUUGUAAAAUUUGGUGGCAGUUCAAGGCUUCACAUACUUCAGGGCCCAGCAGAAGAUGAAGAAGAAGAGUCAGAUUUAACUGUUACGGAAAUGAAAGCACAGAAAGAAAAAUUACAAAAACAGGCAGAAAUUCUUCGACAGUUAGAAAUGCAAGAAGAAAUGAGAAGAAUACAGGAGGAACAAAAAAUAUUAGAAGACAGAGGAUGUAGUUGGGGAAUGGGGGAGGAUGCAGAGGACACUGGCGAAGGAGAAAACAAUUUUGCCUCUCUGGUUGCUGAAAAUGAAAGUUUGUAUAUUGAUGAUCCUAAGAAAGCAUUGAAAGGAUUUUAUGAAAGAGAAGGAUGUGAUCUUCCAGAUUAUCAGUUCACUGAAGUUGCACAGGGUAAACAUAAAUGUAGACUUGAAUUGCCAGUUGAUGGACCAAAUGGAGAAGAACUUAUAGCAGAAGCUGUUGUAUCGGGGAAAAGAAAAGAUGCAGUAGUUGCAUGUGCCUUAGAAGCAUGUCGUAUUCUGGAUAGAUUGGGAUUAUUACGAUCCUCAACUCAUGAAAGCCGAAAACGCAAGCAGAAAAAGUGGGAAGAUGAUGAUUACUAUGACAGUGACGAAGACACAUUUCUAGAUAGAACUGGAACAAUAGAGAAAAAACGAGUGAUGAGAAUGAAGAAAGCUGGUAAAGAUGACCCAGAAACUUAUGAAACUUUAUUAGAAAAGUAUAAUGCAGUCACAGGUGAAAUCAGAGACAUUGAAAACAAACUACAAAAAGCCAAAGCAGAUUCAGAAGCUCUGGCAUCAGAUGAACUUGAUGAACUGGAUGCCUACAUGGUGUCCAUUAAAUCUGGAGUCAUGGACACUAAAACAAGAAUGCAGUUGAAGGGAAACUUACUGAAGUUAAAGGGAGAGGAACAAAAGCUGAGGAAACUGGUGAAUGUUGUAAAACCACCAACAUUGCCUCCCUUGAAGCCUUUGGGAAUCUCAACUACUACAACACCUGCAGCGGUCGACAACUUAACAAAGAAACUUCAGCUACAACAAAAACAAGUUAAAAAAGUGACUCCAGUCAGACAGCCACAAAACAUGGAACUAAAACCAGAUGAUUUUGAAGAAGAUGAAGAAGAUGAUGAUCAACUUGAAGAAAAAAAAGAUGAAAGUCGAGUCAGACAAGAAGAGAAGAUAAACAUUCCCACAGAGAAGUCUUCAGUAGAUAAAACUCAGAAUUCCAAAAAAGAAAGUUCUUCCCAUUGUGCAAAAUCAUUGGGGCCAGCUCCAAAUAUGAAGACCCAAAAAGCAGUAAAGUCUAUGCACUAUCAAUCAACAGCUUCAACUUUAGGGACAUUAAAAGGAGAAAAGCAGAAUACUUCUGUGGGAUCAAACUUUGAUCCAGACUAUGCAAUGUGGCUGCCACCAACAGAGCAAGCUGGUGAUGGACACACAAGUCUGAAUGAUAAACUUGGUUAUUAAAAUGAUUGUAAUAUCAUAUUAAUAUGUAAAUAAAUUGAUUUUAAAAACACUUUUUCAUUGAUUGCAAUUUUCCAAGACUCUGAACACAGGGUAUUUUCUAGAGAGUUUUCUUGAGCAGUAACAAAUUGACGUUUGUUCUGUUUGAUGACAAAGACAUUGUCUUAGUUAUCUUAGUUAAAUAUGUUUCAUUAUUGCCCUUUAUUCUUCAUCCUUUUUUUACAAAGCUUAUACCAACUCACUCUGUCUGUCUUGUAAAAUGUUUGUACACGUUAUUUCUCUAACACCCAAUCUUGGAUCAAACUGAAAUUUUGGACAAUUAUUUCUUUUACCUGACAACACAAGAAUUAAUUUAAAAAAUUAACAAAUUAGUUAAUUAACUAUUGGUAAUUAAUUAUUUUGUUUAGUAUCUUGAAUAAAGGAAAGACUGAAGUGAUGGUAUAAGCUGAAUUAUUUCCCUGUGUAGGUUGCCACUUUAAAGUAAGUUUGAAACAAACAAUAGAUAGCUAUACAAUUUUCUGUUUUCAUAACUAUAUCUCACUAGCAGAAUGGUUAGUAUGUUGGCUUGAGGAGGCAUGAAAUAGCUCUAAACAAAAACAAUUGGUAAUAUUUCUAAUCACACAGAUUGAUUGUUGUUGGUAUAAAUUUAUUACAAAUUUAAUUUCAUGAAUGAUCCAAACUAAUUGUUUUUUUUUUUUAAGUAUUUCUUGGUUUCUUUCCUUACUAUGAAAAGAUUUGUAGAAUGGUGAAGAAGAAAGGCCAACUGUAAUGAUUACUUUGUCUUCAUUCAACAAAACACAUUUUACAAAUGAUUGAUCAAACUUAUUCAAUUAUUAAUUAAGAGUAGACAGGUUUUUGUGUAGCAGCCCCUUGUUGGAUAAAGCUGCUAUUAGAUCUUAAAAUCUAAAAUGCAAUAGAAAAUUUGAUUUCACCAUCAGCUUCAUCAUGCUUUAGAUAGGUGCAAUGGCUAUUAUUUUCCAUUUUAAAGCUUACCUGUACCCAUUUUUUUUUUAAAUAUUAAGUAUGGAUAUAUAAACUAUAAACCAUAAAAAAGGAAAAGAUUUUUUUUUUAUUAAAGUCAGUUUGUAUUACA
This is a messenger RNA of Biomphalaria glabrata, 3514 nucleotides long. RefSeq names its product kanadaptin-like. Gene Ontology annotation, molecular function: mRNA binding; protein binding. The transcript has 13 exons. Lineage: Eukaryota; Metazoa; Mollusca; Gastropoda; Planorbidae. Bases 214 to 2424 code for a protein of 736 amino acids. The record is from RefSeq and is a predicted model, not a curated record.